This is a messenger RNA of Linum tenue, 1143 nucleotides long. The record is from the annotation of a GenBank genome assembly. Lineage: Eukaryota; Viridiplantae; Streptophyta; Magnoliopsida; Malpighiales; Linaceae.
AUGGAGCCUCCAAAUCUCCAUCAACACCAAGAACAGUUCACUGGUUACUUCUCUUCUCUGCUCUCCCUCCCUCCCCCAGAUCAUAACAAGCCAGCAGCACCCACUUUAACCUCCACCAACACUGCCAGUAGCCACUUCCUCAGCUCACAGAACCUCAUGUUGAGUGGUAAUAACAUGAGUUACCAAAACUAUCACCAGCUAGCUGAAUCAUCAUCAACUGAUGGCUACUCAUGGCCACCACCACCACCACCUCACAGAUCUUCCAUGAAUGUCGAUCUAGAAAGCUUCGUGGCCAACGAUUUUUUGUUCUCCAAGAUCAAAGAUGAAAUGCCUGCAGCCGAAACCUUCCACAAUAAUAGCAACUAUUUGACGACUACUACUACUUCUGGCUUCUCAUCAGCAGAUCACCAUCAUCAUUAUCAGUUCUACCCUAGUAGCCAUCACCAUCACGAUGCAGACAGCAGAAAGGGUAGUAACUAUUUCCUGAAUUCUGAAACUCCAGAGGAUUCAAGUUGUGGUAGCAGAUCUUCGUAUAGUCAUGUCAUGCCGAGUAUAAACGUGUUGACCUCGGAUAAUCUGUGCUCUUCUCUGGUGUCAAGCUCUCUAGACUUGAACUUAAGAUCCGCCGCGGAUAAUCAUCAUCAUCAUCAUCAUCAUCGUCAUCUGAACCUUACUUCAUCGUCAUAUGAUGGUAUUGCUGCUGGUAGCUCCUCCGGACUUAAUACUACUGUCUCGAGAAACAGCAGCAUCAGUCACCAUUUCAUUGGAGAUAGUCCAACACACAGUUCUUCAAAUAAUAAUAAUAAUAGUAAAGUUAGGAAGGAGAAACUUGGAGACAGAAUUGCUGCUCUUCAGAGGCUGGUGGCACCUUACGGCAAGACAGACACUGCCUCAGUAUUGACCGAAGCUAUUGGGUACAUACAAUUCCUCCAUGACCAAGUUCAGACACUGAGUGUGCCUUACAUGAGGUCAUCACCAAACAACAAGCCGAAUAGGUCAAUGAUCAUGGUUAGGAAUUCAAGUGAGGAAGAUCGUCUUCAGCAUGGGAAGGGGGAAUCAGCAGAUCUCACAAGUAGAGGUCUCUGCCUUGUGUCCCAGUCUUUUGCUUCGUAUUUAAACGGCUACAAUAAUGUUGGCAUCUGA